This is a messenger RNA of Pan troglodytes (chimpanzee), 2994 nucleotides long. RefSeq names its product early growth response 2 (gene EGR2). The record is from RefSeq and is a predicted model, not a curated record. Gene Ontology annotation, biological process: regulation of transcription by RNA polymerase II. NCBI's taxonomy places the organism in Eukaryota, Metazoa, Chordata, Mammalia, Primates, Hominidae. Gene Ontology annotation, molecular function: RNA polymerase II cis-regulatory region sequence-specific DNA binding; DNA-binding transcription factor activity, RNA polymerase II-specific. The transcript has 3 exons. The coding region runs from base 528 to 1784 and encodes 418 amino acids.
AACUGAGCGAGGAGCAAUUGAUUAAUAGCUCGGCGAGGGGACUCACUGACUGUUAUAAUAACACUACACCAGCAACUCCUGGCUUCCCAGCAGCCGGAACACAGACAGGAGAGAGUCAGUGGCAAAUAGACAUUUUUCUUAUUUCUUAAAAAACAGCAACUUGUUUGCUACUUUUAUUUCUGUUGAUUUUUUUUUUCUUGGUGUGUGUGGUGGUUGUUUUUAAGUGUGGAGGGCAAAAGGAGAUACCAUCCCAGGCUCAGUCCAACCCCUCUCCAAAACGGCUUUUCUGACACUCCAGCUGUCUGACAACAUCUACCCGGUGGAGGACCUCGCCGCCACGUCGGUGACCAUCUUUCCCAAUGCCGAACUGGGAGGCCCCUUUGACCAGAUGAACGGAGUGGCCGGAGCUCUACAGUGCUGAGACUCUCGGCCUUGGAAAUGGACCUAUGUGAGCGGGGGUGAGAAGGGAGUCCUGGCUGUAUUUUCAUUGUUCCACCUCCAUUCUGCCUUUCCCCUCCCCAGAUGGCAUGAUCAACAUUGACAUGACUGGAGAGAAGAGGUCGUUGGAUCUCCCAUAUCCCAGCAGCUUUGCUCCGGUCUCUGCACCUAGAAACCAGACCUUCACUUACAUGGGCAAGUUCUCCAUUGACCCUCAGUACCCUGGUGCCAGCUGCUACCCAGAAGGCAUAAUCAAUAUUGUGAGUGCAGGCAUCUUGCAAGGGGUCACUUCCCCAGCUUCAACCACAGCCUCAUCCAGCGUCACCUCUGCCUCCCCCAACCCACUGGCCACAGGACCCCUGGGUGUGUGCACCAUGUCCCAGACCCAGCCUGACCUGGACCACCUGUACUCUCCGCCACCGCCUCCUCCUCCUUAUUCUGGCUGUGCAGGAGACCUCUACCAGGACCCUUCUGCGUUCCUGUCAGCAGCCACCACCUCCACCUCUUCCUCUCUGGCCUACCCACCACCUCCUUCCUAUCCGUCCCCCAAGCCAGCCACGGACCCAGGUCUCUUCCCAAUGAUCCCAGACUAUCCUGGAUUCUUUCCAUCUCAGUGCCAGAGAGACCUACAUGGUACAGCUGGCCCAGACCGUAAGCCCUUUCCCUGCCCACUGGACACCCUGCGGGUGCCCCCUCCACUCACUCCACUCUCUACGAUCCGUAACUUUACCCUGGGGGGCCCCAGUGCUGGGGUGACCGGACCAGGGGCCAGUGGAGGCAGCGAGGGACCCCGGCUGCCUGGUAGCAGCUCAGCAGCAGCAGCAGCAGCAGCCGCCGCCGCCUAUAACCCACACCACCUGCCACUGCGGCCCAUUCUGAGGCCUCGCAAGUACCCCAACAGACCCAGCAAGACGCCCGUGCACGAGAGGCCCUACCCGUGCCCAGCAGAAGGCUGCGACCGGCGGUUCUCCCGCUCUGACGAGCUGACACGGCACAUCCGAAUCCACACUGGGCAUAAGCCCUUCCAGUGUCGGAUCUGCAUGCGCAACUUCAGCCGCAGUGACCACCUCACCACCCAUAUCCGCACCCACACCGGUGAGAAGCCCUUCGCCUGUGACUACUGUGGCCGAAAGUUUGCCCGGAGUGAUGAGAGGAAGCGCCACACCAAGAUCCACCUGAGACAGAAAGAGCGGAAAAGCAGUGCCCCCUCUGCAUCAGUGCCAGCCCCCUCUACAGCCUCCUGCUCUGGGGGCGUGCAGCCUGGGGGUACCCUGUGCAGCAGUAACAGCAGCAGUCUUGGCGGAGGGCCGCUCGCCCCUUGCUCCUCUCGGACCCGGACACCUUGAGAUGAGACUCAGGCUGAUACACCAGCUCCCAAAGGUCCCGGAGGCCCUUUGUCCACUGGAGCUGCACAACAAACACUACCACCCUUCCCUGUCCCUCUCUCCCUUUGUUGGGCAAAGGGCUUUGGUGGAGCUAGCACUGCCCCCUUUCCACCUAGAAGCAGGUUCUUCCUAAAACUUAGCCCAUUCUAGUCUCUCUUAGGUGAGUUGACUAUCAACCCAAGGCAAAGGGGAGGCUCAGAAGGAGGUGGUGUGGGGACCCCUGGCCAAGAGGGCUGAGGUCUGACCCUGCUUUAAAGGGUUGUUUGACUAGGUUUUGCUACCCUACUUCCCCUUAUUUUGACCCAUCACAGGUUUUUGACCCUGGAUGUCAGAGUUGAUCUAAGACGUUUUCUACAAUAGGUUGGGAGAUGCUGAUCCCUUCAAGUGGGGACAGCAAAAAGACAAGCAAAACUGAUGUGCACUUUAUGGCUUGGGACUGAUUUGGGGGACAUUGUACAGUGAGUGAAGUAUAGCCUUUAUGCCACACUCUGUGGCCCUAAAAUGGUGAAUCAGAGCAUAUCUAGUUGUCUCAACCCUUGAAGCAAUAUGUAUUAUAAACUCAGAGAACAGAAGUGCAAUGUGAUGGGAGGGACAUAGCAAUAUCUGCUCCUUUUCGAGUUGUUUGAGAAAUGUAGGCUAUUUUUUCAGUGUAUAUCCACUCAGAUUUUGUGUAUUUUUGAUGUACACUGUUCUCUAAAUUCUGAAUCUUUGGGAAAAAAUGUAAAGCGUUUAUGAUCUCAGAGGUUAACUUAUUUAAGGGGGAUGUACAUAUAUUCUCUGAAACUAGGAUGCAUGCAAUUGUGUUGGAAGUGUCCUUGGUGCCUUGUGUGAUGUAGACAAUGUUACAGGGUCUGCAUGUAAAUGGGUUGCCUUAUUAUGGAAAAAAAAAUCACUCCCUGAGUUUAGUAUGGCUGUAUAUUUCUGCCUAUUAAUAUUUGGAAUUUUUUUUAGAAAGUAUAUUUUUGUAUGCUUUGUUUUGUGACUUAAAAGUGUUACCUUUGUAGUCAAAUUUCAGAUAAGAAUGUACAUAAUGUUACCGGAGCUGAUUUGUUUGGUCAUUAGCUCUUAAUAGUUGUGAAAAAAUAAAUCUAUUCUAACGCAAAACCACUAACUGAAGUUCAGAUAAUGGAUGGUUUGUGACUAUAGUGUAAAUAAAUACUUUUCAACAAUA